AUGUAUUCUAUUCAGAUUCCAGGAUCCGAUACACCAACAAACCAAAGGCACGUCGACAGAGUUUUAGCAUGCCGAACAACAUCCAAGGAACUCCAACUUCGACUAUCUAUCAACUCAGACAGCUCUGCUCCAGAAAUGACAGACGGUAACGACUCGGAUACCUCUCUUGAAGAUGAUCCUAUUCAUGAAGAAGCUGCAGAAAGACUCUGGAAUAAAUGGUUUUCUACAUCACCAGAAUCACAUUCUCGUCCAUUUUACCAAACUCAACAAGCUACAAAAUCAUCAUAUCAAGUCCCAGCAGGAUCACUUUGUCCAAGUAACCGAAAUUACGCACCAACAAACCUAUCCAACCUCAGCCUAUCAUCAAAACAAGAACCAGAACCAUGUCAUUUAGAUGGUAUUCGCAACUCACAACGCGGCCGAAGCCAAAGCAACCUAGUAUUCCCGAGUCACAACUACUCUCCAAACCGUACCUUCUCACCAGAAGCUCCCCCAGUUCCACCUAAGCCAAAGAACUACCUACCCAACACUCUAAAUCUAUCCCACAACUCCUGGCCCAACAGGAGUUCCUCCCGCCCACACCCUCCAAGACCACCCCUCUCUAGACUACGAGCAAACACCGCUCCUGGGGCAUCAGCUCAAUACGCGACCACAAAUCAACCCUCGAAUCUUUCAUAUUGCACAACACUAUCCCCAGAUCUACCAUCUACACCCACCUCUCAGUCCUCCUCAGCCAAUGGCUCUUUAUACAUACGUUCCGUGCCGAGCUCUCCUUUUCGGCCACCACCCCAACUUAUGCACCUCAUGGAGAAAUCUGUCUUCGAGGAUGAUGAGGAGGAUGAGGAGUCGGCACGACUGAAGAUCAUUAGGAGUUUGGAGAACAAAAUGAGAAUUAGAAGUGGGAGUGGAAGCGGGAGCGGGACCCGGGUGGGAGGGUCAGACUCGCAAAAAGGAAGGGAUGGGGAGGGUGAGAAGAAGGAAGGUGGGAGUUUAAGGAUCAAGAGGACGGUUAACAGACUGAAGGGUGUUUUCGGUAUGAGAAAGAGUAUAGGGUGA
Molecule: messenger RNA, 1056 nt
Organism: Hymenoscyphus albidus
Lineage: Eukaryota; Fungi; Ascomycota; Leotiomycetes; Helotiales; Helotiaceae
Source: the annotation of a GenBank genome assembly